Molecule: messenger RNA, 1044 nt
Organism: Saccharomyces kudriavzevii IFO 1802
Lineage: Eukaryota; Fungi; Ascomycota; Saccharomycetes; Saccharomycetales; Saccharomycetaceae
Gene: PET130
Product: Pet130p
Exons: 1
Coding region: 1-1044 (347 amino acids)
Source: RefSeq, a predicted model, not a curated record
AUGAGGGUACACUCUAUGCUACUGUCACAAAGCGUUAAGAGCAGGCUGGUGGUCCGACCAUCAACCGCUAUACAUAGAAGUGAUCUCUUUUCAAACUUCAUGGUAACAAAGGAUACCAUGCCCAUUUCACUUAACAAUCUUCCAAGAAGGGAUUCAGUUAACUCAGCGAAGGACUUAUGUGUUAGGAAUACUACGCUAAGCAGGUUCUCUAAUUUACAGAGAAAACAAGAAAUGAAAUGGGAUCCAGUAAAAUAUGCUGCUAGUAAACUUCGGGGAGUAAUUUCUCCCAUCCAAGCAUACAUAACAAUUGGAAAGAAAUUUUCACCCCAUUCAUUGGUAUACGAUAGCAGAUUUUUUCAACUUUAUUAUUUUCCAGAAGAUCAUUUCAUGUCUUGUUUUAGGAAAAGUAGACCCGCCGUAACAGUUAAAUCCAAUAAGAAGUUUUUUCUGAAUGGUAAGAUUUUGAAUAAAGAUCAAAAGUAUUUCAAUGAAUCUAGAAUAUCGAAAAUCGAUGAAGUCGAAUUAAGCAAAAUUCAGACGACAGUGUCACGACUGACUUCUAGACAUAGGAACAACAUCCCCUCAGAAUUUGCAUACUUAAGACGGGAUUUGAAAACAAAAGUGAAAAUGACGUUUAUCAAAGAGUGGUGUAGACUAAAUGGUGAUAAGGCCAUUUGGGAAUACAACGGUUUGAAGAAAUUCUUGAGUGGUACUUCUCCCACCGUAAAAGGCAAAUCAGAGAAAGGGUUAUUGGACAAGUCUGGUAGAAGUACUGCUGGGACAGCAAAGGACGGCUACUAUUUAUACAUUGUUAAGAUAUUUCCUGAUAAAGACACCCUGAACGAGUUCAAGGAAGACGUCAGUAGGAGCGUUCAGAAAGUCGCCAACUUGAAUUGGGAUAAGUUCUUGACCCCCAAAAAGUGCCCGAAGGGCAAAAGUUGGGUAGAAGCCUUUAACGAUAGUAUAAACGUACAAACAAUCAACAGGAUACUAGAGAUCAGCAAGUUUCCUUUUGAACUCAAAAGGGAACAGUUGAAAAACUAA